AUGGGAUUUCGGAAUCUAUCAGCUUUUAAUAAAGCUCUUUUAGCUAAGCAGGUUUGGCGCAUUAUUCAAAAUCUGGAUUCCCUGGUGGCCAGAAUUCUUAAAGCACGCUAUUUUAGACACUCAGACAUUUUAGCUGCUCCUUUGGGACGUAAACCUUCUUUCAUUUGGCGUUCUAUGGUUUGUAGUAGGGACAUCAUUACCAAAGCAUCUGUAUGGAAGAUCGGUAGAGGCAAUAAAAUUGAUAUAUUUCGAGAUGUUUGGCUCCCCUCUCGACGCAAAUGUUUCUCGUUUGUGCACCAUUCUUUCCCAUCAGUUUGCAAGGUUGAAGACCUUCUUUUGGAAGGUAACUGGAAUGAAAGUCUUGUCUCUUCUCUAUUCCCUCACUUUAUUGCUAAGGAAAUUCUCCAAAUUCCACUGCCAGGAUCUGAUAAAGAGGAUGAGCGAUAUUGGUGUUUUGAUGAAAAAGGAAAGUACUCGGUUCGAGAGGGAUACAAGGUUGAAAUGGGUUUUUACAACUCUCAAGUUAAUCAAUCCGAGGGUUUGGCACAUUGUGAUGAGCUGAAGCAAACCCCUGUUCAGAUCUUCUCGGACUCAUUGUUGGCGGUACAAGCAGUUACCGACACCAAUAAGUCUAGUGGCUACACUCGUUCAUGGGCUAAUGAUAUCCGCGUUGCAUUGUCUGAAGCAUCAGCAACAACAAGACAACUCUAUCAUAUGCGUCGAUCGGCAAAUAUCGUUGCUCAUGCCAUUGCGUCUUUUGCUUCUUUUUCAAGUUCCCCUUUAUUAUGGAAGGUGGAUGCUUUUCCUUCUUGUCUUAAGGAUCUUGUAUGUAAUGAUACUCUUUUGAGCACUUAA
Molecule: messenger RNA, 855 nt
Organism: Striga hermonthica
Lineage: Eukaryota; Viridiplantae; Streptophyta; Magnoliopsida; Lamiales; Orobanchaceae
Source: the annotation of a GenBank genome assembly